GGGUGCACAUCGUAGGCAAUGAAACAAGAAAUACGAAUAGCCGCUCAGAUUCAUGCGUGAAAGCUUCAGUUUAAGAGUCGUGAAAUGGAUGUAGUAAAACUUGUCUGGUGAGCAGUUGGAUUACCGUAUUUGCUUCAAAUAAAGCCUCCAUGUUUUUUGUUUCACAAUGGGAGAUCGAGGACAAAGGCGCCGAGUGAACUGCUGGUGGGUCGCUGGGAUUUUGUUGCUGUGCUUUGGGCAGCGGAUUUUGGCUCAGCUAAGAUACUCUGUUCCAGAAGAGGUACAAGUGGGAUAUCCUGUUGGAAAUGUCGCUAAGGAUUUAGGGCUUGACCUCAGCAGUUUGACGGACCGAAGGUUUCGUAUUGUUUCGGGGCCCAAUCACGCUCUGUUUCAGUUAAACAGUAACAAUGGAGUAUUGUAUGUCGGAAAAAAUGUGGACCGGGAAGAGCUCUGUGAUGGAACCAAGGUUUGUUUGAUAAACCUGAAAAUUGUUGUUGAAAGCCCACUGGAAAUACAUUACGUUGGCGUUGAAAUAACAGAUGUUAAUGACCAUUCACCCACUUUCCCAGAAAGCGAGCAGCGGCUGGAAAUAGCAGAGCACACUCCCCCAGGUACUCGUUUCCAGAUCCAUGCGGCCAGAGACCCUGAUGUGGGUGCACAGUCAGUGCGAUUAUAUAAACUCAGCCUAAAUGAUUUUUUUGAUAUUGAAAUCAGGGACAGCGAGGAGGACAAGAUCCCGUUUUUAGUGCUGAAAAAGUCUUUGGAUCGGGAGCAAAAGGCAGAACACCGUUUAGUGCUAACAGCUCUCGACGGGGGCAGCCCUUCCAAAUCUGGGAGCCUGAAUUUGACUAUCACGGUGCUCGAUACAAAUGAUAAUCGACCUGUGUUUAGCAAAGAUAUAUAUACUGUGUCAUUAGAGGAAAAUUCCCCUAUUGGAACGCUUGUAAUACAAUUAAACGCUACAGAUUUGGACGAAGGUUCGAACAGCGAAAUUGAAUACACGUUUGGAAAAACACAAAAGAAAAAAGUGCAUGACACAUUUGAAUUAGACAGCCUCACUGGGGAGAUUCGAGUGAAAGGAAACGUGGACUUCGAAGACACAGAGAUUUAUAGACUAGACUUGCAGGCGUCGGAUAAAGGGCAGCCUCCUUGGACAGCGGAAAGCAGAGUUGUGAUAAAAAUUAAAGACAUUAACGAUAACCAGCCAGAUAUUGAAGUAACAUCGUUGUACAAUGUAGUCCCAGAAGAUUCAAAGCCGGGAACUGUCAUCUCUCUCAUCAGCGUCACGGACAGAGAUUCGAGCGUUAACGGAAAAGUUAUUUGUAAAAUUUCGGAUAAUGUUCCGUUUGACUUGACACAUUCCAUUGAGGAAAACAUGUACUCUCUUGUCACGAAAGGGCGUUUAGACCGAGAACGUGUGUCCCAUUAUGACAUCACAAUAACUGCUACUGACUGUGGUGAACCUCCUCUUUCCACUAUAAAAACCUUGAGUGUUCAGGUGUCUGAUGUGAAUGACAACAGACCAAUUUUCAGCCAAAAUCCAUAUGAACUUUAUUUGGUAGAAAACAAUACCCCGGGCACAUCGAUAUAUUCCGUAAGUGCUGCUGAUAAUGAUCUCAAUGAAAACGCAGCAAUCACAUACCACAUUGUGAGAGGUGAUGGGCUGCAGGGUGAUAUGACAUCUUUCUUGAAUAUAAAUUCUGAAAAUGGACAAAUUUCCGCCCUAAAAAGUUUUGACUUUGAGACCCUGAAAACGUUCCAGUUCCAAGUCGUGGCCACAGACUCUGGAACUCCGUCACUGAGCAGCAACGUCACAGUGAACGUGUUCAUUCUGGAUCAGAACGACAACGCUCCAGUCAUCCUGUAUCCAGUCAGCUCCAACGGCUCUGCUGAAGGUGUGGAGGAGAUUCCCCGCAAUGUGAACGCAGGACACUUGGUGACUAAAGUCAGAACCUAUGACGCUGAUAUAGGAUAUAACGGCUGGUUACUCUUUUCACUGCAGGAAGUCACUGACCACAGUCUCUUUGCUUUGGACCGCUAUACAGGACAGAUCAGAACACUUCGCUCAUUCACAGAGACAGACGAGGCUGAGCACAAACUGCUCAUACUGGUCAAAGACAAUGGGAACGUUUCCCUCUCAGCAACAGCUACUGUGAUUGUCAAAGUGGUGGAGCCCAAAGAGGCUUUUGCAGCCUCUGACGUCAAAAGUGCAGCCAAAGAUGAUGAGGGGAAUGAUGUGACUUUUUAUCUCAUCGUAACUUUGGGCUCAGUUUCAGUCCUUUUCCUCAUCAGUAUCAUCGUGCUGAUUGCAAUGCAGUGCUCCAAAUCCACAGACUAUACUUCUAAAUAUCUACAAGAGACUAAUUAUGACGGGACACUGUGUCACAGCAUCCAGUACAGAUCUGGAGACAAACGCUACAUGUUAGUUGGACCCAGAAUGAGUAUAGGAUCUACUAUAGUCCCUGGCAGCCAUGCCAACACACUGGUGCUCCCUGACAGGAGACGCACUUCUGAAGAGGUAAGCCGAUGUUUUGUCUUUAAUUGAAGCUGUUUUUCACGUACUCAUAGAC
Molecule: messenger RNA, 2570 nt
Organism: Scatophagus argus
Lineage: Eukaryota; Metazoa; Chordata; Actinopteri; Scatophagidae
Product: protocadherin gamma-C3-like
Exons: 1
Coding region: 167-2545 (792 amino acids)
Biological process (GO): homophilic cell-cell adhesion
Cellular component (GO): plasma membrane
Molecular function (GO): calcium ion binding
Source: RefSeq, a predicted model, not a curated record